ACGACAUCCCGGACAUGGAUGACCUCCUGGCAUGGGUCAACAAUGAAGUGACGAGUCCUCUGGAGGUCCCCCAGCAGAACCAGGACCUGGUUGAUGUCCAAGCAGAGGGGACCGAUUGCACUGAGACUGUGGAAAACGGUCACAGUGAGCUGCUGCCAGAACUGAACGUCCAGGAAAGGGCAGAGCUGCUGCGGUGGAUCGAUGCCACGCGGCCACCGAGCCCAGCUGUCCCCAGCAGCCUCGACAGCGCUCCUUUCAUCGCAGCGCUCCCUGACUUUCCCUGGCCCGGCACAGGGCUCAGCAGAGAGGCAGAGGCUGAUGCCAGGCCCAUCAGCGACCUGUUCUGGAGGCAGCCAGCAUGCUGUGGACAGCUCUCUGAGUCGCUGCCCUUUGGGCAUCUGACAGAAGAGGCGCGGCAGAGGCAGCCCCAGGUGGUUCUCACCCGCCUGGCGCUGCCACCCGGCUGCAUCUUUUGCCACGUGCCAGACGACCCCCACGGGGAUGGCACCGAGCCGGCCGAGUGCCCAGCGCCCGCCUGCACCACCGGGAAAGGCAAGAGCAGAGGGCACGAGCAGCACACUGGCAGCGUCCCAACCAGAAAGAGGGAGCUGCCCCUGGGCCAGGACGCUCCAGGACAGAAACGCCGGCGCUAG
Messenger RNA from Phasianus colchicus (ring-necked pheasant), 653 nucleotides. The record is from RefSeq and is a predicted model, not a curated record. NCBI's taxonomy places the organism in Eukaryota, Metazoa, Chordata, Aves, Galliformes, Phasianidae.